Molecule: messenger RNA, 1254 nt
Organism: Rasamsonia emersonii CBS 393.64
Lineage: Eukaryota; Fungi; Ascomycota; Eurotiomycetes; Eurotiales; Trichocomaceae
Product: Phosphoglycerate kinase
Exons: 3
Coding region: 1-1254 (417 amino acids)
Biological process (GO): gluconeogenesis; glycolytic process
Cellular component (GO): cytosol
Molecular function (GO): ADP binding; phosphoglycerate kinase activity; ATP binding
Source: RefSeq, a predicted model, not a curated record
AUGUCUCUCGCUAACAAGCUCGCCAUCACAGACGUCGACCUCAAGGACAAGCGCGUCCUGAUCCGGGUCGACUUCAACGUCCCUCUCGAUGCAGACAAGAAGAUCACCAACAACCAGCGCAUUGUUGGUGCUUUGCCCACCAUCAAGUAUGCCCUUGACCAAGGUGCCAAGGCGGUCAUCCUGAUGUCCCACCUGGGCCGUCCCGAUGGCAAGCCCAACCCCAAAUACAGCCUGCAGCCCGUCGUCCCGGAACUGGAGAGGUUGCUCGGCCGCAGUGUGAUCUUCACCAACGACUGCGUGGGCAAGGAGGUCGAGGAGACCGUCAACAAGGCCUCCGGCGGCCAGGUCAUCCUGCUGGAGAACUUGCGGUUCCAUCCCGAAGAGGAAGGCAGCUACAAGGAUGAGGAGGGCAAGAAGGUCAAGGCCGACAAGGAGAAAGUUGCAGAGUUCCGUAAGGGAUUGACUGCGUUGGGAGAUGUCUACAUCAACGACGCAUUCGGUACCGCCCACCGCGCUCACAGCUCCAUGGUCGGAGUGGAACUGCCUCAAAAGGCAUCUGGUUUCCUUGUCAAGAAGGAGCUGGACUACUUUGCCCAGGCAUUGGAGAACCCGCAGAGACCAUUCUUGGCCAUCCUGGGAGGAGCCAAGGUCUCCGACAAGAUCCAGCUCAUUGACAACCUGCUUUCUAAGGUGAACAGCCUGAUCAUCACCGGUGCGAUGGCCUUCACUUUCAAGAAGACUCUCGAGAAUGUGAAGAUUGGAAACAGCCUGUUCGAUGAAGCCGGCAGCAAGAUCGUUGCAGACAUCAUCGAGAAGGCCAAGAAGAACAACGUCCAGGUCAUCCUGCCGGUCGACUACGUCACCGCGGACAAGUUCGCCGCCGACGCCAACACCGGCUAUGCCACUGACGCGGAUGGCAUUCCGGACGGCUGGCUGGGUCUGGAUGUCGGCGAGAAGAGUGUGGAGCUGUACAAGAAGGCGAUCUCCGAGGCGAAGACCAUCAUCUGGAACGGUCCCCCUGGUGUCUUCGAGCUGGAGCCUUUCGCUAAGGGUACGAAGGCCACUCUGGACGCCGCCGUUGCGGCCGCGCAGGCUGGCACUAUCGUGAUCGUUGGAGGCGGUGACACCGCGACUGUUGCGGCCAAGUAUGGCGCCGAGGACAAGCUGAGCCAUGUGUCGACUGGCGGUGGUGCCUCUCUGGAGCUGCUGGAGGGCAAGGAACUGCCUGGUGUGGUUGCUCUGUCAAGUAAGUAA